This is a messenger RNA of Ostrea edulis (European flat oyster), 4488 nucleotides long. RefSeq names its product RE1-silencing transcription factor B-like. Lineage: Eukaryota; Metazoa; Mollusca; Bivalvia; Ostreida; Ostreidae. The coding region runs from base 2382 to 3035 and encodes 217 amino acids. The transcript has a single exon. The record is from RefSeq and is a predicted model, not a curated record.
GAAAAGCAUAGAAGAUAUGAUUCAGAAUUUGACUCAAGUGUUUGAUUGUUUAUUAGCUGCUGGUUUAAAGCUAAAAGCACGCAAGUGUACCUUAUUUGCAAGGAAAGUGGAAUAUUUGGGGCAUAUCAUAUCAGAGAAGGGUAUAGCUACAAGUCCUGAUAAAGUAAAGGCAGUUAAAAAUUGGCCAGUACCAACCAACCUCACUGAGCUGAGAUCGUUUAUUGGUUUCUGCAGUUACUAUCGAAGAUUUGUGCUAAAUUUUGCCAUGAUUGCGAAACCCCUGCAUGAUCUUACAAAGAAAAAUGCAAAAUAUAUUUGGACUGACAACUGCCAAAAUGCCUUUGACAGAUUGAGGACAGAAUUAUCGACAGCCCCUGUCUUAGCUCAUCCAGAUUUUGAACAAGAAUUCAUCCUCGAUACAGAUGCCAGCAAUGAGGCAAUCGGCGCAGUACUAUCUCAAGUACAGAAGGGAAUAGAAAGACCAAUAGCAUUUGCCAGUAAAAGUUUAUCGAAUUCCGAAAGAAAGUACUGCGUUACAAGAAAAGAACUCCUAGCUGUUGUAACUUUUGUAAAGUAUUUUCGUCAGUACUUAUAUGGAAGAAAAUUUAAAGUAAGGACAGACCAUAGUUCGUUGAGAUGGUUGAUGAACUUUAAGGAUCCCGAGGGGCAGUUGGCCCGAUGGAAUGAGGUAUUGUCCUGCUAUGACUUUUACAUUGAGCACAGACCAGGAAGAUUACACAAGAAUGCUGAUAGUUUAAGUAGGAUCCCAUGUAAACAGUGCAAGAGCGACCACCAGCAUACCUGCUCAAGUCUGAUACCAGAAUCAGACGCAGUUGUAAAUAGUAUUACCGACUACUCUGACACACCACUGAGUGAAAUGCAAGAUUCUGAUAGGGACAUUAGUAAAGUUAAAAAGUGGAUUGCCGCACAGAAGAGACCUGAAUACAAUGAUAUAUCAGGAGAGUCAGUGGCAGUAAAAUCCUUAUGGUCUCAAUGGGAUAGAUUAGUUUUGCAAAAUGAUGUCCUCUGUAGGAAAUGGGAGGAUUUGGUUACAAAAAGUCAGAAAUUACAAGCAGUUAUUCCUAGUGCAGAAAGGAGAGUAAUACUUAAAUUUUGUCAUGAUGAUAGGACAGCUGGUCAUUUAGGCAUGCAUAAAACCUUGUCAAGGAUAAGACAGUCCUAUUACUGGCCAGGCUUACAAAAAGAUGUGCGUCAAUACAUAUUGGGUUGUGAAAUAUGCACAAAGAGAAAGGCAUCAAGUAUGUCAAACAAAGCUCCUAUGCAAUUGGUAGGUUCAGGGUAUCCCAUGGAAAGGAUAGCCACUGAUAUUCUUGGCGAGUUACCUGAGACUGACAAAGGCAAUAGGUAUAUCUUAGUCGUUGCAGACUACUUUACCAAGUGGACAGAGUGUUUUGCUCUGCCCAAUAUUGAAGCCAAGACAAUAGCCUCCGUGAUUGUGGAAGAGGUAAUUACACGCUUUGGUGUUCCUGAUACAAUACACUCGGAUCAAGGUCGCCAAUAUGAAAGCGAGCUCUUUCAAGAAACAUGCAAGCUCCUGGACAUUCAGAAGACCCAUACUACUCCCUACCAUCCGCAAUCAGAUGGUAUGGUCGAGCGUUUCAACAGGACAUUGACCACCAUGCUUAGUGCCUUCGUAAAUGAGCAUCACUCAGACUGGGAUGUUCAUUUACCUUACGUAAUGAUGGCUUACCGGUCUUCCAUACAAGAAACUACUGGCAUGACACCAAAUAUGCUGAUGUUAGGGCGCGAGACGAAAACUCCCGUAGACAUUAUGUAUGAACCACCACGUAAUGUUAAAAAGGCACCAUCACAAGUGGGUGUGGGAACUUCAAGAGCGCCUAGAAAUUGCCCAUAAUACAGUCAGGAAUAAUAUUGGCCAAGCAAUGGUGCGACAAAAGCACUAUCAUGACCGAAAGCUAAAGUGGAAAACAUUUCAAAAUGGUGAAGAAGUAUAUGUAUUCUUCCCCCGAAGAAGGCCUGGUACAUCUCCAAAAUUUACGAGCUUUUGGCAGGGUCCCUAUAAGAUUAUCAGAAAGAUGUCUGAUUUGACCUACAUGGUUAACUGUGGACCCCGAGGAGGUGAGCAAGUAAUACAUGUGGAUCGCAUGCGGAAGAAACAUCCACAAAUACUUGCUGGUGAAGAAGUUUAGGAAACAGAAGAAACUGUGUUGCCAGAGAGAGACACUGCACAUGAUACAGUCCCAGAUCAAGAAAAUUCAAGAAACAAUUACAAUGAUCGCCCUGUUAGAAAUAGAAAGCCACCUACAUGGCUGCAUGACUAUUAUGUUGAUAAAUAGUCUAUGUGAUCAAAAUUAUUUAUUAGUAUUAAUGAUCAUUUAUGUAAUCUCUGUGUAUUGUAGAUGGCAAAGACAAAGACAACUCCAAACUAUGAGUUUCGGCGCUGCCCCAUGUGUUCAUACUCAGCUAAAAGUGAGGAGGACUACAGGGAGCAUGUUUUCAAAUGCGCAAUGAGGACUUUUCAAUGUCCAAGUUGUGACUUUUCUAAUAACAAAGAAGCUAACCUGAAGAGACAUGUAAAGAGAUGUCACCCAGGAUUGGCACAGGAAGAUUUGAUUAAGCUUGGGGUAAAAGAAAAUAGAAGUGAAGAGGUAAAUGAGCCGGAGUGUGAUCACGAAUGGUUGUCUCAAGAUCCGGGAGACCUCAUUGGGGACGUUUCGGACAAUGGGAGUGAUGAAGAUGAAGAUUCAUCAAGUCAGAAUACAGAUUGCUCCCCUAAGGAUGAUGACUGUCUUAUGGAAGGAAGACUGUUCCAUAAACCAACAAAGCCUUCCUUACCAGUGUCUCUCCAACGUAAAGCGGAUGUAGUGCCUCCAGUCCCUGAAAAGAAAACAAAAGAUCAGGCGGUCCCGGUCAAUGCUAUAGAGAGGAAAAGAGACAUGGGAACCCAGACAGAUCCUGUCCGGAGAAUCGUUAAAACCAAGACUGUAAAGAAAUUCAGAGGAGGGAGCGUAGAUACUAAGAUUAUUUCCGAAGAAAAAGUCGUGUAUAAUUAGUAAUAUGUGGUUGAAUCAUGAGCUUUUAUUAAAUUAUUGUAUGUAAAGAAAAAUUCUUUUGUUACUACAGGGAUAAGUAACCCUGUAGUGUAGAAUGUGCAAUAAAUCCUACCCUGUGAUUUACAUCAUGAUUUUCAUUUACAUGCGGGUCGCAUGUCAUCGAAGGCGUGGGUAGUGUAAUGAUUUCAUGUUUUUCAAUGUUGCAAGAGGCCUACAGAAACGGUGAUCUAGAAACUUAACUAUGGCUGAUACACAAUUAGCUAGCAGCGGGUGAUCUAGAAACUGUUGCUGAUCAUGUGACCCACAGAGGGUAUAUAUACAGCUGCAGCCAGUCAGUAAGGUUCUUUUUAAGCCAAGCGGAGGAAGAAGGAAGCAUUAUAACGGUUAGUUUGGUCAGGUGGAUUGCCUAAUAUUGGAGGCUUGCCACAGGUGGAUUGCCUUAUAUAAAUAUUGGAGGCUUGCCACACUUCUUUGUUAUAUAGGACCAUUUGUUUGGAGUCUGACCACAGUAGUGGCUAGCAUUUUAGAGGUUGACCUCCUGGAGGUUCGCCUAUUUAUUUGUCAUUCUUCCUCGGUUAGGGAAGGUGUAAGGCUUCAGAGGUUAGCAGUUCACUGUCCGUCCUGAAUAAGGCAUUAACACAAUAACUGCUGCUUCUGGAGUUGGACCACCUUUAUUCGGCUAGGGCUUACCUCUUAGAUAGUUGUUACUGCCUGAAUAAGGCAUAUCUCUAUCUAGAGGUGUAUAAACUCGUAAAGUAGUAAUAUAGGCCGACCAAGUGUGAUUUUCCCCUAAGUAAGGGAAGGGUCUUAUUUGUAUAUAUUUGCAGACCAGUAGUUAUAUAUUUAAAUCACUUUAGAGAGGAAAACUGUAUCAUUUUGUUCAAUCAUUUUUACAGAGGAAAAUUAUUUACUUGUUGAAUUAAUUCAAAACCCCAGAUCCUGGAAUCAACCGGGUACGAACCCCCUUGACACGUUACACUGUCCUUGCUUGACCAAAUAUGAUUAAUAUUGACCCACUAAACUGUAUUACAUCUCAUAGCUGUUUGGUACAUUGUUAGAUGAAAGGUGAAGAUAAUGAACAGUGAUCAAUCUCAUAACUCCCAUAAGCAAUACAAAAUAGAGAGUUAAUUGGGCAAACAUGGACCCCUGGAUAUACCAGAGGUGGGAUCAGGUGCCUAGGAGGAGUAAGCAUCCCCUGUCAACUGGUCACACCCGCUGACUUUGAGCCCUAUAUCUUGAUCAGGUAAACAGAGUUAUCCGUAGUCAAAAUCAGUGAGUGUGCCAAGAACAGCCGAACAAUCGGUAAGAAACACAUGAGACAGCAUUUGACCCAAUGAUAGGUUGUAUUGGCAAACUAGAUUUCAUGAAAUCAAUAUCAAGAUUUUGUAUGGUUUUUUUCAGUGUCGGCUGGUUACAAAGUACAGGCAUUGUGAUGGGAAAUUGAAUGUGAAAA